AUGUCUACUAGAGGUGCGUGCUUCUUUGAACAGCACUUCCUCUUUUCCAAUCGAUUAGUACAAUUUGUAUUGGGUCUACGUCCUAAUCAAAAUUCUAACGAUCAGCUUUUUCAGCUUUGUACAGUAAUCGCUUACGUAUUACCAAUUAUUAUUCAUCAGAUCUUCAUGACUGAUUUCAAACUUAAAACGACUAUGGAGUUGCGGAAAAUAGUAGGAGCUUUAGCUAUGCUUUCUAAUUACAGCGUCACUUAUUUUCACUUCGUAGAAGUCCGUAUUAUUUUUUUGUCUGAUGAGGAUGAAUUGAAUAUUAUGGAAAAGUAUACCAAACAAUCCAAAUCUUAUGUGUAUAUUGUAGUAGUAUCGCUUAGCCUUUAUGUUAUAUCAAUAACAUUUUCUUGUAUCUUAAAUGUUAUUCUAUAUCUAUUUGGUAAAUUGGACGAUAAUCAUUUAACAUUACCCAUACCCGUUAAUGUCUCAAAUGCAGGGUCACUAUAUUAUUGUCUGCUCAUUUAUCAAACAAUAGCAUUUUAUAUUGUGCUAAUAGUAGGAAGUGUAUGUUUUGGAGUAUAUUUGGUAGCUGUACAAUACGCUUGUUGCCAAUUCAAUAUUAUAAUAUCGAAAGUACGGAAACCGUUUAAGAAGCAUAUGAAAUAUAUGCAAAAGUCUUAUCAUAUCAAAACAUCUCAAGAGGAAUGGAAUUGGAUAGUCGAAAUUAUAAACUGCUAUAGAACAGUGACGGAGUACGUUGACACGCUUAAUUCUCUUACAAAGGUAACUUCCUUAAUUACAAUUUUUUUUGCGGUGAUCCUCGUUGUCUUUGAUUUUGUUUAUAUAUUUCAAGUAUCUAUAGAAUUGAAAAACGCAAGCGAAAUAAUCGAAUACAGCUUCUACAUUUCUGGCUCUGUAUUUACUAUAUAUAUUAAUUUUUACGUUGGGCAAAAGCUACUGAAUCAUAGCGAAGCUGUUUUCGAGGAAUUAUGUCAAGUUCCAUUCUAUAUUCUCUCUACAAAAACUCAAAAGAUGUUGUUAUUCGUGAUAAAAAGAAGCAUGAAGCCAUCCAUGCUUUUAAUUGGUGGAUUGUAUAUAUCGGCACAUCAAGUUUUUGCUCAACUGAUGGAAAAAGCAUUUUCUUUUGCAAUGGUUUUAUUGACUAAUAAGAUAAAGACUACAAUGUGCAGCUCAUUGGAAAAAUGA
Vespa mandarinia (Asian giant hornet) is the source of this 1194-nucleotide messenger RNA. RefSeq lists its product as uncharacterized. Gene Ontology annotation, molecular function: odorant binding; olfactory receptor activity. Gene Ontology annotation, biological process: sensory perception of smell; detection of chemical stimulus involved in sensory perception of smell. The record is from RefSeq and is a predicted model, not a curated record. Gene Ontology annotation, cellular component: plasma membrane. Lineage: Eukaryota; Metazoa; Arthropoda; Insecta; Hymenoptera; Vespidae.